Molecule: messenger RNA, 1428 nt
Organism: Plenodomus lingam JN3
Lineage: Eukaryota; Fungi; Ascomycota; Dothideomycetes; Pleosporales; Leptosphaeriaceae
Biological process (GO): carbohydrate metabolic process
Cellular component (GO): extracellular region
Molecular function (GO): pectate lyase activity; cellulose binding
Source: RefSeq, a predicted model, not a curated record
AUGCGCGUCGAAAUACUCGCACUCGUCCUCGCGGCCGCCAGCGCGUCUGCGCAAGCUGUGGUGGGCACCGCCUAUGGCUUUGGAGCUGGGGCGACUGGUGGAGGCAGUGCAAAGGCCGUGACUCCGACGAGCAACGAGGAGCUCGCUGGAUACCUGGCCGAUGAUACAGAGCGGGUGAUUUUGCUCACCAAGACAUUUGACUUUACAGGCAAGAAGGCAACUGGCGCGGGCUGUGACCGCAAAAGCUGCAGUGCUUCGAAUGGGGGCCAGUUGUACCUGGGUGAUAUAUCCUGUGGGACAGAGGACAAUGUCGCCGUUAGCUCGGUCAACUAUGAUGAGGCCGGUACGAAACCGCUGGUUGUGGGUAGCAACAAGAGUAUUCUGGGUGUGGGCGGCAAAGGUGUGAUCAAGGGCAAAGGCAUGUCCAUCAAGAAGAACGCCAGCAACGUGAUUAUCCAGGGAGUGGAGUUUAGCACCAUCAACCCGGCUGUUGUCUGGGGCGGCGAUGCGUUGGAUCUCAAGGGAGGAAACACCAAGAUCUGGGUCGACCAUUGCAAGUUCUCGACGACGGGGCGCAUGUUUGUCGUCUCCCACUACGACGGCUCGAGCCUGACGCUGUCCAACAACGAGUUUGAUGGGGUGACGACCACAUCAGCGACUUGUAACUCGAACCAUUACUGGACAAUGAUGUUCAUUGGGAAGAACGAGAAGAUCACCUUGGACAAGAACUACUUCCAUCAAGUCUCUGGCCGGGCGCCCAAGCUUGGCCAGGAUGGUGUCUCUGGCCACUUCCACGCUGUCAACAACUUCUUUGAGAACAUGAAGGGACAUGCGUUUGAUGCCUACAAGGGAGCCAAUGCUUUGGUCGAGGGUAAUGCCUUUGUCGCCGUCGACCAGCCGUCGACCAAGCACACUGCUGGCAUCGACACUUUUGUGUCCAAGGGCGGCAAUGCCUGCUCCUCAGCCCUGGGCCGUGCCUGUCUUGAGAACAGCGUGGAUCCGGCCAGCGGCGAGCUCAGCAGUGGCUCCAGCUCGGGCUUCAUGUCGGAGUUUGCCAAGGUCGAUGUGCCUUCGCCCAUGGAGGCCGGCAAGGUUGCGGCUUUUGUCAAGGCCAAUGCUGGUCCUGCCAACCUGGGUGCUGGCACUGGCGAAGCUGCUGCGACCAAGCCGGCGGAGAAGAACGCCAAGCCCGCAAAGGAGGCUGCGAAGAAGCCUUCGAAGAAGCCUUCGAAGAAGCGUGCUGCUGCUGGGCCGAACAAGACGCCUGCGAGCGGCUCUGGCAGCCUCCAGCUUUACAGUCAAUGUGGAGGUCAGGGUUACUCUGGCCCCACAGAGUGCGAGGCUCCUGCUGCUUGUGUCAAGGUGAGCGACAGGUAUAGCCAAUGCAUGAACAGCUCUUCCAAGUUCCGUCGCGCUUUGGGUUUCUAG